AUGCUGAUUACCAAAUGCCUUCGUUGCAUUAUUUUCUUCUCUUCUUUUCUUCUCUCCCUAGUCCUCUUCCAAAUACUCCUGCUAGUAGGUCUCCUAAGCGCAAAGAGGUUUCCAUAUUUCCCUGAAUAUUGCCUUCAUGACAAAGACUACGAGGAACUGCUGAAGAUCGUCAAAGAUGGGCUAGAACCUGCAACUCAUCCGGCAAAGGUGGUCAUCGUCGGUGCAGGAAUAAGCGGGCUUACAGCAGCGAAGUUGCUCCGCGAUGCCGGCCACAGGGUUACCAUUCUGGAAACGAGCAAUCGGGUUGGUGGGCGGAUCAUGACGUACCGACCGGAGGGCCAGGACUGGUACGUGGAGUUGGGAGCCAUGCGCCUGCCAGGCAAGCACAGGCUCGUCCGUGAAUUCAUUAGACAGUUUAACCUGAAGCUAAACCCAUUCAUCCAGACAGAUGACAAGGCCUGGUACUUUGUGAAUGGCACUCGGAUAAGAGCGGAGGAAGUGGAUAGAAACCCCAACAUCCUAAACUACACGGUGAAACCAUCAGAGAGAGGCAAGAGUGCCAGCCAGCUUUAUAGAGAAGCACUAGAAAAGGCUUUUACGAAGUUCCAGGCUACGGACUGCAAGAAAUAUCUAGCUAAACAUGACUCCUUCUCCACCAAGGAGUAUUUGAUUAAAGUAGGAAAUCUAAGCCGAGGAGCAGUGCAGAUGAUCGGUGACUUGUUGAAUGAGGACUCUGGAUUUUAUCUGUCCUUCCUUGCCUCGCUGUGGGAUUUUGAUAUCUUCUCUAACGAGAGUUUUGACGAAAUCACAGGGGGGUUUGACCGACUGCCCAAAGCCUUCCACAAAGCGUUGCCCAGUGUCAUCCGGUUCAAUUGCACGGUGGAGAAAAUCAUGACUAAGGGAAACAAAGUCCGUGUGUUUUACCGCGCUCCGGACACUCUGGCCCCAACCAUAGUAACCGCAGAUUACGUCCUUGUCACAUCCACCGCCAAAGCCACCAGGCACAUCCAAUUCCUGCCACCGCUCUCUCCUCCAAAGACCCACGCCCUGCGCUCCAUCCACUAUGCAAGCGCCUCCAAAAUAGCCUUGGCUUGCUCCGAGAAGUUCUGGGAGAAGGAUGGCAUCCGAGGAGGACAGUCCAUCACUGACCGCCCUUCCCGGUUUAUCUACUACCCCAGCCACAACUUCUCCAGCGGAGUGGGCGUGAUCCUGGCUUCCUACACCUGGAAUGACGAUGCUGAGUUUUUCCUGCCUCUCACGGAUGAGAAGUGCCUGGAUGUGGUCCUCCAAGACCUGUCAGAUAUCCACCAAGUGAGCAAGGAGUACCUGCAAUACACCUGCGACCAGUACGUGAUCCAGAAGUGGCAGCUGGACAAACACGCCCUGGGGGCGUUUGCUGCCUUCACCCCUUACCAGUUCGUCGACUACUCGCAGGCUCUCUUCGAGCACGAGGGCAGGGUACAUUUUGCAGGAGAACACGCGGCUCAGCCUCACGCCUGGAUCGACACCUCCAUGAAAUCGGCCGUCAGGGCUGCGAGCAACAUCCACCACGACAGCGGCGAAGCCCGGACGCUGAACAAGGAGGAGGAGCGGGAGCAGACGGGGAGUUUCUUGCAGAAGGAAGAUCUCUGA
Fulmarus glacialis (Northern fulmar) is the source of this 1632-nucleotide messenger RNA. It is a transcript of the gene IL4I1, whose product is annotated as interleukin 4 induced 1. Gene Ontology annotation, biological process: amino acid catabolic process. Lineage: Eukaryota; Metazoa; Chordata; Aves; Procellariiformes; Procellariidae. Bases 1 to 1632 code for a protein of 543 amino acids. The record is from RefSeq and is a predicted model, not a curated record. Gene Ontology annotation, molecular function: polyamine oxidase activity; L-amino-acid oxidase activity. The transcript has 6 exons.